UCACCCGGGCACACUGCACCGAAAGUUCUAAUAUUGGUUGGACUAGCACACAAUGGUUCUCUAGUUUUAACGUCCUCAUCUUUUUUAUUUGUUUUAAUUUUUCAAAUUUCUGGGAAAGCGGUCGUACUUGAAUUCUAAAUUCUCCACUCCUAUGAUCUCAGAUCAUCAUCUUAAUCAAAACCCCCAAUCUUUAGCAAAGGAAGCCCUAAUUCGUCACUGAUGCCUUGGAUGAUCUCACCAUUACCAUCCUUAUCCGUGCACGGGACUUUCGAUUGGGUCAAGCACAGUUCGCUGAACAGCUACUCGCCACCUACAUGGGCUACUUUGAUCGGAGGAUUCUUCACGCUUCUCUCUCUCGGCCUCUCUGUUUACCUUCUGCUCGAACACCUCUCAGCUUACAAGAAUCCUGAGGAGCAAAAGUUUUUGAUUGGAGUGAUAUUGAUGGUGCCAUUCUAUGCUAUUGAAUCUUUUCUAUCUUUGGUGAAUCCAGCAAUCAGUGUGUAUUUGGAGAUAUUACGAGAUGGAUAUGAGUCCUUUGCUAUGUACUGCUUUGGAAGAUAUCUGGUUGCCUGUUUAGGUGGGGAAGAGAGAACACUAGAGUUUAUGGAGAGGGAAGGACAAAUAGGCUCAAAGGUACCCCUACUGGAGGAGGGCGGUGGCCAUGAGAGGGGAAUUAUAAAGCAUCCGUUCCCAACCAAUCUUAUUCUUAAGCCCUGGAAGCUGGAUCGAUGGGUUUAUGAAGUUAUCAAGUUUGGGAUUGUUCAAUAUAUGAUAAUAAAAGCAUUUACUGCUAUUCUAGCAGUAAUUCUGGAAGCUUUUCAUGUGUACUGCGAGGGAGAAUUCAAGUGGAACUGUGGGUACCCUUACUUGGCGGUGGUUUUAAAUUUCAGUCAGUCAUGGGCAUUGUAUUGCUUAAUUCAAUUCUAUACCAUUACAAAAUAUGAGUUAUACCAUAUCAAUCCGCUGUACAAGUUUUUGACAUUUAAGUCAAUUGUGUUUUUGACUUGGUGGCAAGGGUUGGCCAUUGCCCUUUUAUGCAGCCUGGGCAUUUUUAAAAGCCCAAUUGCUCAAGCUUUACAGUUGCAGUCAAGCAUUCAGGAUUUUAUUAUUUGUAUCGAGAUGGGCAUUGCUUCAAUGGUCCACCUCUAUGUUUUUCCUGCAAAUCCAUAUGAGCUGAUGGGAGAGCGUUUUCCUGGGGGUGUUUCAGUACUUGGGGACUACCUAUCUGCUGACUGCCCCAUAGACCCUGAAGAGGUUAGGGACAGUGAGCGACCAACUAAAAUGCGUCUUCCGCUCCAUUCUGAUGUUAAAGAUUCAAGCAAAACGACCAUUAGAGAGAGUGUUCGUGAUGUCGUUAUGGGUGCUGGUGAAUAUAUUGUGAAUGAUGUGAAGUUCACGGUGACCCAUGCAGUGGAGCCAAUGGAGAAAGGAUUCACAAGAUUCAAUGAGAAGUUGCAAAAGAUCUCUGAAAAUAUGAAACAUGACAAACGGGGGAGGAGAGCAAAGGAUGACAGUUGUGUGGCCACAACAACUCCAACAUCUCAAACCCCAAGGGUUAUACGUGGGAUAGAUGAUCCUCUUUUAAAUGGAAGUGUCAGCGACAGUGGGAGAACCACGACCUCUAAGAAAAAGAAACAACGUCGGAAUUCUGGGUACACAAGCGAAAGUGGUGGGGAGAGUAGCAAUGAUUAUACUUAUGGUGGUUUCCAAAUACGUGGCCACAGGUGGGUUACAAAAGACUAGUUUGGGAUACUCUACUCCGGAUGAUCAAGAAAAAUAAUACGCGGGUAUGAGUAGUAACCCCAAGAUGUCAGCAUCUAUUUGAAUGGGCUAGUGUGUGGGCUUCAAUCUGUCUGACAAAUAUGACGUCUCGAGGUAAUCUUCAUAGAUGAUUAAAGUGUUUGUGUUUGAAAACUAGAUCUGUGUAUAAUUCUUGUAACACAAAACAUGGCGUCAUUGUAUUUGUAUCAUAAUAAAAGGCAUCAAAUAAAAAUACCAAAAAAAGACUUUAUUAUGGAAUCCUAGUAGUCCUAGUAGUUUCUGCGCAAUUGUCUCUCACUGUCCCU
This is a messenger RNA of Cuscuta europaea, 2066 nucleotides long. The record is from the annotation of a GenBank genome assembly. NCBI's taxonomy places the organism in Eukaryota, Viridiplantae, Streptophyta, Magnoliopsida, Solanales, Convolvulaceae.